AUGGCAUGGCACAGCCUGGCACUGCCGGCAUGGGGCGGGGGGCUGGCGGCGGCGGCGGGGUCGGCGCUGGGCCGGACGCUGGAGAUCAAGCAGCUGGACGUCUGCGACGAGGGCUCCAUCCGUGCCUGCCUCGACAGCAUCCCCGGGCGCCACGUCGAUGUCCUGGUCAGCAACGCUGGGGUGGGCAUGGCGGGGCCCCUGGAGUGCCAGAGCCUGGCAGCCAUGCAGAGCCUAAUGGACACCAACUUCUUCGGCCUCGUCCGCCUGGUCAAGGAGGUCCUGCCCGACAUGAAACGGCGCCGCGGGGGCCACAUCGUGGUCAUCAGCAGCAUCAUGGGCCUGCAGGGCAUCGUCUUCAACGACGUCUACGCGGCCUCCAAAUUUGCGGUGGAGGGUUUCUGUGAGAGCCUGGUGGUCCAGGCGCUGCGCUUCAACGUGGCGAUCAGCCUGGUGGAGCCGGGGCCGGUGACGACGGAGUUCGAGGCGAAGGUGUACGAGGAAGCCAAACAUGCCGACUACUCGCGGACAGACCCUGAGACAGCCGACAUCUUCACCAACCUCUACCUGAGGAACUCCAAGGACGUCUUCGCCAGCCUGGGCCAGACCCCCGAGGACAUCGCGGAGCACACGCUGCGGGUGAUCGAGGCGGCCCGGCCGCCCUUCCGGCACCAGACCAAUGUGGCGUACACACCGAUGGCCGCGCUGAAGCACGCUGACCCCAGCGGUGCCCUCAUGACCGACGCUUUCUACAAGCUGGUGUUCAAGUACGACGCGGUGCUGCGGCUCAGCCUCCGGGCCAUCCGCCUGCUCCGCUGGAAAGCCCAGAAGGUGAAGGAGGGUGCCCGGCUGCUGGGCUUC
Egretta garzetta (little egret) is the source of this 858-nucleotide messenger RNA. Its product is annotated as retinol dehydrogenase 8. The annotation marks the transcript as partial. The transcript has 6 exons. The record is from RefSeq and is a predicted model, not a curated record. Lineage: Eukaryota; Metazoa; Chordata; Aves; Pelecaniformes; Ardeidae.